AUGUCUUCACGGUCACUGCCAGUGCUGGCGCCACGAGCCCCGGGCAGCGCCCCCGAGGUGGCCGAGCGGGCCAUGUCCAGAGAACACACCGAGGCCGAGUGGAAGUCGAUGAGGGGCGUCAUCGAACAGCUCUACAUCCACGAGAACCGUAAGCUCGUCGAGACCAUGGCGAUCCUCGAGAGCAAGUAUGGCUUCGCCGCGACUGAGCAAAUGUACAAGAAGCGCCUGAAGAAGUGGGACAUGCGCAAGCGGACUUAUCGCAAGACGCAAGACGGCUCCAGCGCCUCGACGCCGGCGCCAUCGACGGCCGCCUCAGACGGCGUCGACGCUGUCAUGAACGUUCCUGUCGAGGAGGUGUCCCCCUCUCGCGCUGUCGUUCCAAGCGCAAAGCCGCUGGCCAUCGAGCGCGUCCGCAGGUCCCCGGGGCCGUACACCGGGCUGGAGCUUGUCCUGGACAGCGUGUUCUCGUGGAGCCUGAGCAAGCUGCAGGCGCAUCGGAGCUGCUCCGACCCCAUGUCCAGGUAUCUCGCGAACCCGAACCAGCCGCCUCUGCAGGACAGCCGGACCAUGUACCGUACCUUCGAGCUCGUCUUUGAUCUCUGGUACUACGGCAAGGGCCAGCUCGCGGGCAUGGCCGCGCGCAAGGCAUUUUACGCGCUCGAGUUUGUACUCACCGAGGACCACCCGGACCUCGUGUGGCACAUACUGGAUACUGUCUACGACAUGGUUGACCGCGGGCACAUCCAGCUGCUCGGCAUGUUCCUCCCGCACGCGACGGUGCUGGCCACGAGGCAGCUACCCGCGAACCACCCGCUUCUGCGGAUACUGGAGCAGCUGAUGAGGUGCGACUACCAGACCGAGCUCGGCAGACAGCAGGUCUGCUACAUGCUGCGACAGGCGUGGCUCCGGAACGUAGACAUCCUCACCGAACGCAUCGGGUCGCUGGCGCCGCAGCACCUCUGGCUCUACGAGCAGCUUAUAUGGGACGGCCGGACGCGCCUGCGCAAAGGAGACGAGCUGGCGCGGCGACGAGAGGCCAUGCUGGGUGCCUUGGAGGGGCUCCGGGGCCAGCGCGAAUCAUCACCAGCCGAAGAGGAGGACGAUGCGGAUUCCGAGGCUCUCCGCGUCCGCGCCCUCAUGCUCGAGUACACGCAGAUGGACCUCGGCGACCGACAGGCGGCGGAGCAACUCGCGCUGGACCUGCUGGAGCGCACGGCGUCGGACGGCGGCACGCGGUCCAAGGCGCGGUUCCACGCGUACGCGCGCAAGAUGCUGGCGCGCCUGCAGCAGGAGCGGCAGGACUGGGCUGGGGCUGAGGCGAACCUCCGGUGGGCGGUGACGAAGCGCGAGGCGGCACACGGCGCCGACUCGAACCUGCGCGUGAUCCGCGACCUGUGGGUGCUGGCGGCGCACUUUCAGCGCGCGGGCAUGCAGGAGGCGGCGGACCGGACGACGCAGGAUGCGCUCGCGCGGGCGGCGCGAUAUCUGGGCGCAGACGCAUGA
Molecule: messenger RNA, 1503 nt
Organism: Purpureocillium lilacinum
Lineage: Eukaryota; Fungi; Ascomycota; Sordariomycetes; Hypocreales; Ophiocordycipitaceae
Source: RefSeq, a predicted model, not a curated record